AUGAGUGGGGUAGAGGCAGCUAGCCUGGAGUUGUUCUCUAUGUUUAUUGAGAACAAUGUGUCUUGUAAUGUUUUUGACAAGUGUGUGAAAAUGAUGAAUAAGUAUAUGGCAGAAUGUGGAUUGUCUGUCAUCAAUUCACUGAUGUCUUACUACAAGAUAGACACGCUUCUAAGACAAGAAUAUACUGGCCGUCCUGUCAUGGAUGACAUGUGUAAAAAAGAAUCCAAUGGCAAGAGGAAGGCUGUCGAUUGGAUAGACUUUCUCUUGUUUGUUGUUCCAACAAUUGUCAUUGAUCAUUUCGUUUUUGAUCGUACGAAAGCAGCAGUGAUGAAACUUGUUACUGCAUGCAGAAUUGCCCAGCAGUGGAGGAUCACUGCUGCCAAUAUCCAAGAAACAGAGGAGGCCAUUGGUUGCUGGCAUGCCUUCCUCCAUUGUGAGAUCAAAGAAAAGAGGCUGAAGCCUACAGUUUUCGUGAUGAUCCAGCAUAUAUUAGUUCAUCUUGGCUAUAUGAUGUGGGAGAUGAGCCCUCUGCGGGCAUAUAGUUGUAGGCCAAUUGAAAGGACAAUCGGUGUCUACAGCACAGCAAUCAAGUUGAGAAAGAAAUCAGGAAAGAACAUGGAGAAUCUCUUGCUCAGAAAGGCAGCAAUCAAUCACUGUCUUGGUUGCUGGCCUGUCAUUUGUGGCAAAAAUGACAGAAGGACCAGCAACUUCGAGGCCACUCGAAGCUCUCUGGCUGAGUUGGCUACCGCCAUUGGCAUAGAGUGCCAGAACUUGGUCCGCAGUUUGGUGCCUUUCUGGGCAAGAGAAGGCAUUGUUUCCUUUGAAGAAAACGAUGAAGUGGUUUGCGCCAACAAGAUGUGGAAAGAUUUGGUGGUCUAUAGAGCCUGGUCCUCUGUUGACAGCAGGCAUGGUCGAGCAAACAAUCUUGCUGUGCUCAACAAUGCCAGGGAAGUGACAAGACUCUUUGCGGCCAUUGACUAUCUUUCUGAUGUUCAACGUGUGAACCAAAAUCUUUUCCCUGCGUGGGAUAGCCUGGCAUCUGAUUUGGUGAAGGUGGUGGACGUGAAGUCUAUCAAGGGGAUUGCUGGCCUCGUCCAUGACCCAAACAACAAGGCCAUUCGGCACAUUAUCUGGUCUUCGCCAAAAUACAACCAAUAG
Messenger RNA from Phycomyces blakesleeanus NRRL 1555(-), 1158 nucleotides. RefSeq lists its product as hypothetical. The record is from RefSeq and is a predicted model, not a curated record. Bases 1 to 1158 code for a protein of 385 amino acids. NCBI's taxonomy places the organism in Eukaryota, Fungi, Mucoromycota, Mucoromycetes, Mucorales, Phycomycetaceae. The transcript has 6 exons.